Messenger RNA from Rhinocladiella mackenziei CBS 650.93, 1623 nucleotides. RefSeq lists its product as uncharacterized. Bases 1 to 1623 code for a protein of 540 amino acids. Gene Ontology annotation, biological process: nucleobase transport; transmembrane transport. Gene Ontology annotation, molecular function: nucleobase transmembrane transporter activity. The record is from RefSeq and is a predicted model, not a curated record. NCBI's taxonomy places the organism in Eukaryota, Fungi, Ascomycota, Eurotiomycetes, Chaetothyriales, Herpotrichiellaceae. Gene Ontology annotation, cellular component: plasma membrane. The transcript is spliced from 3 exons.
AUGGAUCGAAUCGAUAGAGUGAAAGACGAAGUAAGAAAGAAACGACACAUUGAUGGAUGGGUUCUCAAGAAACAGGAGUCUAGUUGGGCUCCUCCUGGUACCUGGUCCAAUAUCGAUUUGGAUGUGACGCCCGUGGAAAGGAGGACAUGGACAAGUUGGACGAUUUUUGGAUAUUGGUUCAGCGAUAUUAUUAGCAUCCAAAGUUGGCAAACUGGUAGUACGAUUUUGGCUAUUGGGUUGACGUGGCGCGAGGCCGUCUUCGCCAUCGUUUUUGGAUCUUUUGUCAUGGGCGUCCCGAUGGCAAUGAAUGGCUACACCGGUGCCAAAACUCACGCUCCAUUUCCAAUCCUCGCCCGUGGAUCUUUCGGAUACCAUUUGUCGAAGUUCCCAGUCAUUGUCCGUCUGAUCACGGCGCUCUUUUGGCAUUCCAUCACCAAUUUCCUGGCCGUUGGACCUAUGGUUCAGGUCAUCAGGGCCAUUUGGCCGUCAUUCAGGACCAUUCACAAUGGCAUCCCCGAGUCUGCAGGCAUCACCACCCAACAAAUGAUUGCUUACUUCGUGGUAUGGAUGAUCCAAUUCCCCUUGUUGUUGAUUCCACCUCAUAAGAUGAGAUGGCUCUUCACUCUCAAAAUCGUUAUGGCGCUGGGUACUAUUGUUGGCAUGACCAUUUGGACUUGUCUUCGAGCCGGCGGAAGCGGUAACAUCUGGGACCAACAAUCCACCGUCACCGGUUCGUCCAAAUCCUGGCUCAUCAUGUGGAGUUUGAACAGCUGCACCGCUUCAUGGUCCACAGUCGGCGUAAACAUACCGGAUUUUACACGGUAUCUGCGUAAGCCGCGUUCGGCCUACUCGCAAGCACUUUAUUUCCCUAUAUUGUGCAGCUGGGUGGCCAUUAUCGGCGUUGUUGUGGCGUCUGCCUCAUACAUGAUCUACAACGAAUACGUCUGGGACCCAGUGGUCAUCAUCGAUUCAUGGGAAGGAUCUGGCGGACGAGCUGCAGCGUUCUUUGCGGGCCUUUCGUGGGUUAUUGCUCAAAUUUGCGUGAAUGUCUCAGCAACCGUCAUCUCGGGAGCGAAUGAUUUGGCCAACCUUUUCCCCAAAUGGUUCAACAUUCGACGAGGGGCUAUCUUCAUCACCAUAAUAGGUGGUUGGGCAAUGGUGCCUUGGAAGAUUCUUCACAGUGCGAAUUCGCUAUUGAGCUUCAUGGGCUCGCUUGGAGUUUUCCUCGCUCCGACAAUGGGAAUCCAAGUCGCCGAUUUCUUUGUCAUCAAAAGGCAACAUCUAGACAUCCCGGCUUUAUACCAGCCUCAUGGCCGUUACCGCUUCUGUUACGGUGUGAACUGGCGCGCCCUCGUCGCCCUAGUGGUCUCCAUCACACCAGCGCUGCCAGGCCUAGCUUAUAACGUGAAUCCGAAUGUCCACAUCGGUGGUGCCAUCUACAUUUCGCAGUUCAACUGGUACUACGGCUUCUUCGUCUCUUUCAUUUCAUACAGUGUCCUUAGUCUCAUCUGGCCUGCCAGAGAUUCUCUCGUUCCCUGCAUGAUUGAGUCAAUCGACGAUGUGAUGGAAGAUCAACCGGGAUUCGAGAAGGAGGCGGUGGUGGCAAGUACAACGGAGAAGUGA